ACCUCCGAGUCUCGCGCAAAGACUUGAUACGAGAAUCGCUUCACCGCCGCAGCGCUCCUCCAUUGUCGCCGCCGCCGAAGAGGAUACGAGGAGGCGCGCAUGGCGUGGGCUUGGCUGGAGGGUGGAGCGCGACAUUCCCCGGCUGUGCGGGUGGGGCUGUACUGGUCGACUCGGACCAUCCUGCUCGUCGGCGAAGGGGACCUCUCCUUCGCCUUGUCUCUCGCCAUCGGGUUCGGCUCCGGCGCCAACCUCGUCAUCACUUCCGUCGACGACUACGGCACUCUGACGAAGAAGUACAGGGAUGCAGCAUCGAAUUUGGCAAAGCUAGGGAUGAUGGGGGCAGUAAUUUUGCUUGGAGUUGAUGCAGGAAAGCUGGACUAUCAUCCUUAUCUCAGGACGAGACAGUUUGAUCGGAUUGUUUUCAACUUCCCCCAUGCUGGAUUCAGCUUCGGGUGGAAAGAAGACGACGAGCGUCUCAUCAAGGAACACCAAAAGAUAGUGAAGGCCUACUUCGAAAGCGCGAGCCGCCUCCUUCGCCCUGAGGGCGAAAUCCAUGUGAGCCACAAGACAAAAGACCCUUACUGCAAGUGGGACCUUCUAAGACUUGCCACGGAUUCUGAUCUUCAUCUGGUCGGUCAAGCCUACUUCUGGAAAGAGGACUGUCCUGGCUACAACAACAAGAGAGGAGAUGGCAAGGACUGCGACCAACCUUUCAUGCUUGGGGAAUGCAGCACGUUCGUGUUCAGUAAGUUGUAUCCGAUGAAGAUUGAAAGGCCUUUCCAUUCACUUCCACCUGCUCCAGUAUAUGGCAUGCCGCCAGGCUCAGGAUUCACACCCUGAUGCUGUUGCUCAACAAGGGUAUGUUCCCCAGCAGAGUAGCACAUGGCAGGUAUCAUACAUCAGGACCAAUUUUCGCAUCAGAAAAUGCUGAUACGGAUGUUUGGUAGACAUCCCUACUGAAGAGUGAAGAUACUCUCGCUUGAAGUUUGAACGGCCGCUGGAAGAUUCUUCUCUGGGAAAGUUUGAUGGUGCCAGGAUUUAGUUUGCCUUUGAUAAAAUAGCACGCGUGGUGCCAUUGACAUAUGGCGACCCCACAUAUCAUUGACAUAAUGCGGGGCGUUUUAUCAAAGGCAAAGUAAAACGUGGCAUUUUUAUCAAAUCUCCAUACGACGUCAUUUUUGUUGGCAACAGGCAAACAUUGAUUGCAACCAACGUUGUUUCCUCUAAAUCUGGUCGUAGACUCACGAACAGUCAAAUUCUCUAUUUUUAGCAGC
This is a messenger RNA of Triticum aestivum (bread wheat), 1274 nucleotides long. RefSeq names its product heavy metal-associated isoprenylated plant protein 41-like. The transcript is spliced from 5 exons. Bases 100 to 840 code for a protein of 246 amino acids. Gene Ontology annotation, biological process: rRNA base methylation. The record is from RefSeq and is a predicted model, not a curated record. NCBI's taxonomy places the organism in Eukaryota, Viridiplantae, Streptophyta, Magnoliopsida, Poales, Poaceae. Gene Ontology annotation, cellular component: cytoplasm. Gene Ontology annotation, molecular function: rRNA (uridine-N3-)-methyltransferase activity.